Messenger RNA from Amphiprion ocellaris (clown anemonefish), 5422 nucleotides. RefSeq names its product transcriptional coactivator YAP1-like. Gene Ontology annotation, biological process: positive regulation of transcription by RNA polymerase II; hippo signaling. The coding region runs from base 265 to 1431 and encodes 388 amino acids. The record is from RefSeq and is a predicted model, not a curated record. The transcript has 9 exons. Gene Ontology annotation, molecular function: protein binding; transcription coactivator activity; transcription corepressor activity. NCBI's taxonomy places the organism in Eukaryota, Metazoa, Chordata, Actinopteri, Pomacentridae. Gene Ontology annotation, cellular component: nucleus; cytoplasm.
GACUGAGCGCUGGAUGAGAAAAAAAAAGAAAAAAGUUUGGAGGUCUCGCUGAAGUCACUUUUCUCCAGCUAGAUUCACGCAUGAGUACAUUUUCUCACCUCGAGAGGCUUUCAGUUCAACAUCUGCAUCAGGAAUCAGUCUUAGUGUUUACCCCCGGCUGUGAUUUCUACGACUUUUUAUUAUUUUUUCUCUCCUGCAGGAAUACAGAGAGAGGAGGAGGGGGCGGUCUGGCUGCUUGAAGUUUCGACACCAAACUUUGGCGACAUGGACGCGCACCGCGGCGCGCCUCCGGCCGGGCAGCAGAUCGUGCACGUCCGCGGGGACUCGCAGACGGAGCUGGAGGCCCUGUUCAACGCCGUGAUGAACCCCAGCAGCUCCGCCAGACAGCCGUCCUCGGUGCCCAUGAGGAUGAGGAAGCUGCCCGACUCCUUCUUCAGGCAGCCGGAGCCCCGCGGACACUCCAGACAAGCCAGUUCGGAUGGAGGCGUGUGCGGCUCCCUCACCCCUCAUCACGUCCGCGCCCAUUCCUCCCCGGCCUCCCUCCCAGUCAACUCGCUCUCCACUCAAGCAGCAGAUGUGGCGACGACGCCGAUCAUACCCGAUGACGUGCCGCUCCCCCACGGUUGGGAAAUGGCCAAAACGGCAACCGGCCAGCGUUACUUCCUCAAUCACCGGGAUAAGACGACCACUUGGCACGACCCUCGUCUUUCGCAGCUUCAGUCGGCUGCAGCUCAGCAUCCUAUCUCUGGCCCUCCGGUCCAUGCCCACUCCCUCAGCAACCCAGCACCCACUACGCAACCACAAAACAUCAACCCAGAGACAGGUCCACUGCCUGAAGGCUGGGAGCAGGCUGUGACUGCAGAUGGAGAGGUGUACUACAUCGAUCACAUAAAUAAGACCACCACAUGGGUCGACCCGCGUCUAGCCCAGAAGAUGAACCCUGGCCUCCUUGGUUUGGCAAUGCAGCAAAGGCAGGAAAAGGAAAGGCUCAGAUGCAAGCAAGGCUUGCCUCCACAGAUCACAUCACAGGAUGCAGGAGGACGGAGCCAGAUGCCCGGCGGGAUGGACCACGACAGGAACACACAGACACUUGUUCCUCCUCUUGAUGUGAGGAUCAGAGCAUCGAACCACGAACCUACACUCAAUGGCGCUCACUCUCGCAAUGAGAGCACCGACAGCGGUCUGAGCGUCAGCAGCCUUCCCCGUACGUCGGACCACAUGCUGAGCUCUGUGGAUCACAUGGACACAGGCGAAUCUGUCGAACCCCCCUCUAUGGCCCUGCAGGAGUCGAUGCCUGUGCUCCCGAUGUCUGAGGGCGAGGAGCUAAUGCCCUGCAUCCCCGAGGGUCUGAGUUCAGACCUUCUGAUGGACAUGGAGACUGUUCUGUCUGGGUCGCACAUGGACAGAGACAGCCUGCUCACCUGGCUAUAGACACACCCAGCGGCUGGUCAAACGUGGUUUGACGUCAGAUUUUCUUAACAUGACUGAGAAUUCUGGAGGAUUUUUGCCUUCAAGUAGUGGUACAGAGCAACAUUACUGAGAGAAUAUGCUACUCUUGUGUGAUGGACCCCUAACACUACUCACAGCCUGAAGAAUGACUCUCACAGAAGGUGGUAAGCUGCUUGUAUUUUACUCUUUGUUUUUUUUUUUUGGGCCUGGUUUUUUACAGAGAUGCAUGACGGAUCAUCCGUAUUUUUGUAACACUCCUUUCUUUUUAGUGUUUGACCUCAGAUGUCUCUAGUUAAGUGCAUCGAAGCUAAUUUUGGAGCCCAGAUCUGUUUGUUAUCCUCACUGGGGAUGGGUUUGCAGCAAUAUAAAUGGAAAAAUAACAAAUGUAGCAUGAAACACUAAGAACAAAUCUCAUCCACAUUCCCCCUGGUUACACACAUACCCUGCUGGAUUAAAGAGCAGUCAGUAACUUGUGAUUUUUAUCCACAUGGUCACAGUUGUGAAAAAAAACACGAAUGAAAGAUUUUUACCUGGAUUAACCCCAUACUGGUUACAUUAUAGAUAUCAAAAAUGCUUAUCUCUUGCUAUCCUGCACAGAAACUUCAAGGGAGAGAUGACACACCCUUGUGGAGAGCUAGAAGAGAAUUAAACACUAAAAGUUGUCCCAUUUACUCCUAAACUUUAGAAACAGUUAAAAUACUCACAAACCACAAUCAUUUGUCUGCAGACCUCAUUCCUAAGUAAUCAAAGCCUGAUUUCACAUUUCGGAAAACAAAAUCCACAGAGUAGUGCCUCUAUGUAGAGCAGUCUGUACUGGAGGCACUGAAACUACAAUCCAGCCUGUUUUCAGAAUCCCUCUUCACACAAAGGAGCAUUGCAACAUACAGAAGAUGUCUUCAAUAAAAAUGGACACAUGAUCAGUAUAAUGCAGCGUAGUCCAACACAAUGAGUAAACUGUAGUCUUCAUGUGGUCUUUUAGUUUCUAAAAUCAUCUGUGUAGAACAUUAACUCACCUCUGCAGGGAACACUGCAGCUUCCUGGCUGUAAAAUCACCUAUUUUGAAGUUACUAGUAUUUUGGUUUUGUUAAUACUGUUUUUUUUUUCUUGUAUUGCAUUGCAUUUAAUUCUAUUGAUUGUCCACAGCAACAUUGAAUAUAAACUUCACAAAGGUAGUAUUUAUUGAAAGUUAGUUAUGUUGGAUUGAGUCAUUUUGGAUAGUUGUAAUUUUAUGUCCAUUCACUUUGUUCCCAAGGCCCAAUUCUUUCCACAUCCUGCAAAUUAAAUGAAAACUAUUGAAUUAAUUAAGCAGCACCCCCUUAACUUUGAGAAUUAAUUGUUUUUAAUUCCCUUUUCUCUGUUUUCCCACUAUUGGCUUGAUACAUUCCUAAUAAUUUCCUUUUUUUCUCUCAAAGAAAGAUGUGCAAGCAGCAGUCAAUUUAACCACGCACGUUUUAGCUCCUUAACAUCAAAUCAUGUGCCCUUCUUCUUUUUGCUGACCAGUUUAGAAUGUAGUCUGUGACUCUAGAUUAUUAGUUGCAUUUUUCUCACCGUUUCAGGAUUUAUUGUUUCCAUUUCAUCUCUAAAAUCAGUUAGUGGUGUCUAUAGACGUGCUGCAUCAAAUAUAUUUCAAACUUGCAUUGUUGUGACAUGUUGUCUGGGCUGCAUCACCACCAGUGUCACUACACAAAAAAAGUUAUGCAAUAGUUUACUUAUUGUACAAAGUCGUUAGUUACACUGCGUGUUACGUUACUCUGCAACAUUAAGAUGCCAGUGUAGCAUUAAACCUUACAUAUGACCACAUACAGGCACAAAUCUCUCUCAUGAUAAGGAGGACACACAUAUGUUCUGUUUCCCAUGCUCUUUGACAAAAUAUUUCUACUGCACCAACAGCAAAUUUGGUGAAAACUAGCCCAAAGAAUAAACUGUCAUGGUGGGACUCAAGGUGUCACUUUCCAAAGUACAAAAAGAGAGACUGGAGGACACCACUUAAUUCUCAGCCUUCUAUUGUGCCAACAGACUAAUGUUUAACACCACUGUGUCUUAAAAUUAAAGUCAAAAUGGACAAAAACAUUAGGCAAAUGGAUAUAUUCAGCCUAAACUAGGUGUACCGUUGUUAUUGGAUAAUUGGUGGAACAGGGAUUUUAAAUCUAUUGGAUGAUAAAUCCAAAGGUGAGAGAUGUCAUAAUCACAAACAAGACAGGAAACAGAGACAGGAAAUUUUCCUUUCUGAAAGGUAAAGUGAUACAGACACAAAAAACAUACAAACAAUACAUGAGAACAAACAUCUGUCAGAGGAAACACCAAAUCAACUAAUUCUUUGAUAUGAGAGAAGGAAUAUCCCUCUGAAGUUGAAGCAGAGCUCCCAUUUUUGGACUAAUUUGCUGCCCUCAAGGUGAGAGGAACUGCUUUUUGCUAGAAGAUACACAGAGGACAUUAUUUCUACUAGAUUUAAUGUGACACUGAAGUAACUGAUUAUUUACCUGUCAUGUGAUUAAUGGAUUUAGGAACAGACAAAUGUAAUGUGAUCACAGCUAUGCAUUACCCCAACACCGAUCAACAUACAAUGAUACUUUUAAUACUAAAACCUGACUUGAUGUUUACCAUAUGAUGUAGUUUCUAACUUUAAGAACAAAGCGAGGUACAAACCAAACCCAUCAAACUUAAUCAAGGUGUCUGAGGCUGUUUCUAAUUUUCUUGCAAACAUUUUGCCGAUCAAUCAUCUAAUAAAUCAACCCAGAAACUAUGUAUAUUAUUCAAGAUUGACAUCAUCCUUUUAAGAAAAAACACAGCAAAGCAAUUUUUAAAAAGUUGUAAUAGAUUUAAAUAUGUGUAAUGUUACAAUCAAAUUUUCAGAAUAUCCUCUUAAAGAUACGGUCUUUAAUUUUCUUCUACUGAUGAAUAAAAAGGCUGGAUUUUCCUUUUUUUAGUACGAGGCAACAAAUUCAGUAUUUUUCACUUCAUUCAAAGCACAGUUUACUCAAAUAAUCCUGAGAUAUUUUCAAGCCAGUCUGUAAUUCUUUACUGUAGAUAAACUGAGUCUACAGGAAUGAAAUGUGCAACAGAAGCAAGUUCCAACAUCCUAUACUGACAAUUUUUAUUUUUUUUUGUAUUGCGUGGACAUGUAUGACAAAACACAUCCAUAUUUCCUUAUUUUCUUCCUUAAACUUUCGUUUUCCAAAUCCUUUCCCUUCAGAAACUAUCCUGGUUAGUGCUAAUAAGACGUAAUAUUGCUGCCACUCUGUUGAAUUAGAAUUCCUGUCCGUGGCUUAAGUUUUGUAAGUGGAAAUGCGAAAAAAUAUUGUGCUUCAUAAAUGAACUUCAGAGCUAUUCAGAGAGGCGCGACAUAAGUCAAAGACCCUGGGAAAAACAACAUACUAACUGUGGAUGCUGUGUUCUUGAUAUUUUUUAUUCUAACUGCAAAUGCUAUCUGGUGCUGCAGUGCAGGAGGCAGACGUCAGUAUGGGGAGUUCUUUAACUUUCCCUGUUUAGCUAAACUAUAUAAUGAGUAUAUAAUCUGUUUUUAUCCGCUGGGUUGUUUCUGCCGUGUGUUUAUAUUUUAACUGAAUUUGAGGCUGUUGACUGCAGGUGAAAGCAUUUUGUUCUAACCAGCUUCCUUGUUUUAUAUACGUAAAUAUAUACAGUAUGUAGAGGUAAAAACUUCACUCACAACAUCCCCAAAUAAAGAGCCAUGACACAUUUUUUGUAAUCUUUCUAAAUUAAAGUACCAAACAACUUACAGAGCGACUUGCUGCUCAUACACAUAACGCAACACGCUACCUAGCCUAUUAUUUAUCUUAGCAUGCAUGACACUUGCUAUGUAUGUUUCAUAUAAUGACGUUUAUUAUCCUAUUUACAGAAAGUUUGGAGGCAAUCAGACUUGUUUUGUACCUUUUUAUGCAUGUGAUUUAUAUCAAUUUUCAUUGUAAUCAUUUUAAAGCAGUUUCUGUUUAAUAAACUUUUAAAUACAUCAGAA